AUGGAGAUAUCUGACGUACGAUCCACCCACUCCACUUGCUCUUCCCUUUCCGAUCUCUCACCUACUGUACAGGACCAGCUUGCUCGCCUGCGCCGUUGUCCAUGGCUCCCCAUCACAGACUCGGACUCCAAGACCUGUUUCUUGAUGAAAUUCUGCGCAGAUCCUGAGAAAGAGGAGUGCUACAUCUUGGUUACUGAUACCGUCAAACUGUCCAAGGCCGCCACAUUUCCCACCGUAUCCCCCCACCGACUACCUCCGCACAGAAAAGCAAGAGCGCAGAUUCAGACGGCAUAUGCUCCAGCUCCUCCAUUCGCACACCAGCUCUGUCGCUUGUCAGACAUGCAAGUCGUAGUCGAGCAUGGAGGAAAAUGUGCGGAUAUCGCUCUAACCAUCACGACUCCCUCUCUGAACUGGCAGUGGCGUGCAUUUGCACUCCACUGGUCCCAUGCUGCUCAAAUUUUGUCCAAGCAUUGA
This is a messenger RNA of Rhizoctonia solani, 474 nucleotides long. RefSeq lists its product as uncharacterized. Lineage: Eukaryota; Fungi; Basidiomycota; Agaricomycetes; Cantharellales; Ceratobasidiaceae. The transcript is spliced from 4 exons. Bases 1 to 474 code for a protein of 157 amino acids. The record is from RefSeq and is a predicted model, not a curated record.